CAGCCAAUCUACCUAAUCUACAGCCAUGGCCAAGGUUUUCAAGAAAACCAGCGGAAAUGGCCAGUUGACCCUUUUGCUGGGGAAGAGAGACUAUGUUGACCAUGUGGACAGUGUUGAUACCGUUGAGGGUGUGUUGAAAGUUGACCCUGCUGGCCUGAAUGGCAAGAAAGCCUGGAUUCAGCUGUGCGCCGCUUUCCGCUACGGUCGCGAGGACCUGGAUGUCAUUGGCCUGUCCUUCAGGAAAGACAUCUGGUUCCAGCAGGUACAGCUGUACCCCCCAGCAGACCACAAGCCCGCCAAGACAGCCAUGCACGAAGCCCUGAUGACCAAGGCUGGGGAACAGGGCAUCCCCUUCACUUUCCAGAUCCCAACAAACCUGCCAUGCUCUGUCACACUCCAGCCAGGUGACGAGGACAAAAGCAAGGCUUGCGGUGUGGACUAUGAGGUCAAGGGAUAUGUUGCAGAUGCGGCUGACAACCCUGAUGAGAAGAUUGAGAAGAAGGACACAUGCCGGCUAAUCAUUCGUAAGAUUCAGUUUGCCCCUGACAAGGCUGGAUCAGGCCCCUCACAAGAGGCCAGCAAGAACUCCAUCAACAUCACAGCCAGUCUAGACAAGGAGAUCUAUUACCACGGGGAGGGCAUCCCCAUCAAAGUCAAGGCCACAAACAACAGCGGCAAAGUCAUGAAGAAAGUCCAGAUUAAGAUUGACCAGACCACAGAUGUGGUGCUGUACUCUGCUGACAAAUACACAAAGAGCGUCGUAAACAAGGAGUUUGAUGAAUCGCUGGAUAACGGUGCAACACUGGACAAGACUUUCACGGUCACUCCACUGAUGUCUGAGAACAAGGAGCAGAAGGGCCUGGCUCUGGACGGCAGACUCAAGGAUGAGGACACCAAUCUGGCCUCAACCACAAUUUUGAGGCCUGGAAUGGAGAAGGAGGUCUUGGGAAUCUUGGUCACCUACAAAGUCAAGGUCACCUUGACAUCAGGUGGUGGAGGCAUGCUGGGAAGUCUGACAUCCACUGAGGCAACAGUGGAGGUUCCCCUUAUCCUGAUGAACCCCAAGCCUGCAUAAAGAGCAUGAACAUAUUAUGUCUCAAAAGGUGUAGAAUACACGGCACAAAGAACAAGCUCAAUAGGAAACACACCCCACAUAGACCUCCCCAGCAGUGAAUGGACCACGUUGAAAACACCAUCAAAGAGGACAAGAGGAAAACGUGACCGCAAAGGAUGAGACCAAUGGCAAUGAGUAGGAGACGAGCAUAUUGGUCCAAGAGGGAAUCACUGAAAGCAUGGAAACAUCAGAGUGAAAAGGAAAAAACCCAAUGAUCACAGCAACAGAUAGGACCGUCAACUCCAACAUCCCUGCUGUCCUGUCCGUGCCUGUGUGCCUCAUAUGCUACAUGCACCAUGCUCAGAGAGACAGCAGGGGGCGCCUUCUCCAAAGAACUUGGCCCACAUGCCGCCAAGUCCAAAAAUGAAAGCACACAAUGUACAGUAGCAAAACAUCCAGAGUCGACAUAUCUGAGACUGCCUAAGAAUGUGACAGUAUCAGCAUAUUAGUUCUUCUUAACUUGAUCUGUCACCGGUAAACGCAGAACUUGAAAAAAUAUGUGCGCUCCAUGUAAAGUGAUAAGGAAGUGGAUGUGAUUUCGGAUGUAAUGUUCUUAGGGUGUGUUUUACGUGUCUAGCUCUCACCAUUCCUCUUGAUCUAGAAAAGAUGUGUUUAUUUUAAAGGAAUCUUCAUUACAGAGUACUGUUUGUCAUGUUUGAUGUUGUUUUUGAUUGAUAUGUGACUGA
Messenger RNA from Engraulis encrasicolus (European anchovy), 1800 nucleotides. Its product is annotated as arrestin-C-like. The transcript is spliced from 16 exons. The coding region runs from base 26 to 1075 and encodes 349 amino acids. The record is from RefSeq and is a predicted model, not a curated record. Gene Ontology annotation, biological process: visual perception; G protein-coupled receptor internalization; signal transduction. Gene Ontology annotation, molecular function: G protein-coupled receptor binding. NCBI's taxonomy places the organism in Eukaryota, Metazoa, Chordata, Actinopteri, Clupeiformes, Engraulidae.